Molecule: messenger RNA, 555 nt
Organism: Mytilinidion resinicola
Lineage: Eukaryota; Fungi; Ascomycota; Dothideomycetes; Mytilinidiales; Mytilinidiaceae
Exons: 4
Coding region: 1-555 (184 amino acids)
Source: RefSeq, a predicted model, not a curated record
AUGACUUCGGCCAGCCCGGAAGUCUAUCGCCUCUCCCCCACUCCUCACGUUCCCAACUCGGUCCUCCCUGUCCUGCUUUAUCGCAGCGUGCUGCCGCCCAACCCCACGGCCGACUCCACCCGCCGAGCCCUGGAAAAGAACCUCUGGAUGCAGGGCGGCGUGUUCAAGACCUACACCGCCCAUCACUUCCACUCCGUCACCCACGAGUGCUAUGCUGUCUUCAAGGGCUCCAGCCGCCUCUUGCUGGGUCGCGGCCCGCUAGACGAUCCUGAAGGGGGCAAACAACUGAUGUUUCAAGUGUCUGUUGGCGAUAUUAUAGUUCUGCCUGCUGGGGUCAGCCAUUGCUCGCUUCACUCCGAAGGCGAGUACGAGUAUGUGGGCCUCUACCCACAGGGCAGUCCGCAUUGGGACAACAACUUCUGCAAGAAGCCCGAAGAGACGGCGCAAAAGGCAGAAAACGCACGUGCUGUGCCAGUCCCAGAAUACGACCCAAUCCAUGGCAAAGAUGGUCCGCUGGUUUACCUCUGGCAGAAUGCCGCUGCUGUCGCAGUUUGA